Messenger RNA from Prunus avium (sweet cherry), 1216 nucleotides. NCBI's taxonomy places the organism in Eukaryota, Viridiplantae, Streptophyta, Magnoliopsida, Rosales, Rosaceae. The record is from RefSeq and is a predicted model, not a curated record.
CAUUGUCAUCAAGCAGACGCCUUUCCAUUUCCCAGAAUCCCAACCUAGCUUAGCUUCGUAACAGUGAGACGACUCGCACAAUCUCUCACUGUGAAUUCUUCUUCAGCCUCGAUCAAAUCUCAAACCCUAACCCUAAUUCACUGCUCUUAGAUUAAAGCAAAGUGGUAGAGCUGCUCACAGCUUUCACAUUGAAGAAAAUGGCGUCUCGGUUGCAGAAGAUCGAAGGAGACGAGUCCAUACUGUUGCGUGUAACUCAUUCGAACCUCAAGACCUUCUCUGCUGACAUCCGCUUUUCCCUACAGAGCUCCGUGGAGUCCGUCAAGGACAAGCUAUGGCGUAAAUGCGGCACUUCUGUAGAUUCCAUGUCGAUCCACCUGUAUGACGACGCCAACACCCAAGUCUCCGUUUUGAACGACAACUCCAAGCCCCUGGGCUUCUAUUCCCCUCACUACGGCUACCGGCUACAUGUUAUAGAUCUUGACCCUUCAUCGGUGACCUCUGGUGGGUGGCUUGAGGACACAUCGUUGGUGGAGAAGUACACUAUUUCCCAAGAAGCUUAUGAGAAACGAGAUGGGACUUUUAGAAAAUUUAAGGACAAAUUGGCAUCUCAGAACCCAUCAGCUUUUGAGAAUAAAAUACCAGAGAACAAUAUGGAAGAUCUCUGUGUAAAUAUCAAGGUUGGAGAUAGAUGUGAAGUUCAACCAGGGGAUAAAAGAGGUGUUGUUAAAUUUGUUGGUCGGGCAGAAUCUCUGGCUCCUGGUUUCUGGAUUGGAGUUCAAUAUGAUGAACCAUUGGGAAAGCAUGAUGGCAUGGUGAAAGGAACAAGAUAUUUCAAUUGCCCCCCACUUCAUGGUGGAAUCGUUCGGCCAGACAAAGUAAAGGUUGGUGACUACCCUGAACGAGAUCCAUUCGAGGAGGAUGAAAUCUAAGCAGGUCUUUGGGAGAGUACUUAUGUAUUUCAUGUUUCUACAUAACCUUUUUGGGGCAAUCGCCUUGAAGUUUCCUUAUAUUGUUCAAGUUGUUAUAUAAUUGGGAGGGAGUUAAAGAGGCUUCUUCAAUGAGAGUUCAGAGUGAGGGAGUUCAAUCCCACCAUUAAAGAGGCUUCUACAAUAUAAAGAAAUCAUUGGAAUUAUACUUGGGCCGAACAGUAUGCUUUUAGUCCUGUAGUUGAGCUGUUGUUUUAGCUAUCAAUCACAAAUUUUAAUUGUAUUACUGA